Pseudozyma flocculosa PF-1 is the source of this 1518-nucleotide messenger RNA. RefSeq lists its product as uncharacterized. The coding region runs from base 1 to 1518 and encodes 505 amino acids. Gene Ontology annotation, biological process: phenylalanyl-tRNA aminoacylation. Gene Ontology annotation, cellular component: cytoplasm; mitochondrion. The transcript is spliced from 2 exons. Lineage: Eukaryota; Fungi; Basidiomycota; Ustilaginomycetes; Ustilaginales; Ustilaginaceae. Gene Ontology annotation, molecular function: tRNA binding; ATP binding; phenylalanine-tRNA ligase activity. The record is from RefSeq and is a predicted model, not a curated record.
AUGUCUACCUCGCUGACCCGGUCGCAACAAGGGCAGCGCCCCUCGUCCCUCUCCGUCCUCGGGCAGACGUACGCCUCGGACGACUACACAAACCUGCCUUCGAGCAUCCUCUCGCGCCUCGCCCCCUCGCCCACGCUACCCUACCAGCCGCACCACCCGCUCUGCCUCCUCCGCGCCCAGAUCGAGGAGCAGCUCGGCGCGGCCUACACGCCCAUCCGCGCGCCCUCGCCCGUCGUAUCCACCCAUCUCAACUUUGAGGAGCUCGGCUUCCCCGUCGACCACCCGGGCCGCAGCCCCACCGACACCUACUACCUCAACCGCACCACCUGCCUCCGCACCCACACCUCGGCACACGAGGUCGAGACCUUCCGCAACCGACACGACCGCUGGCUCCUCACCGCCGACGUCUACCGCCGCGACGAGAUCGACGCCUCCCACUACCCCAUCUUCCACCAGAUGGAGGGCGCAGCCAUCUUCCCCACCUCGGCCUACGCACCGGGAGGCCAGGUCGAGCUCGAGUGCCAGGAGAUGGAAGCCAGGCUGGCACGUGCCAACCUCGAGAUCGAGGACACCGUCGACCUCGACGAGGCAGGCGGCUUCCAGCCCACCCACGACGCGCGAUCCGCCCAGCUGGCGUGCCGACACCUAAAGGCCACCCUCAACGGCCUCGUCCUCGACCUCUUUGGCGAGAGGCACGCACAGGAGCCCUCUUCGUCCAACGGCGGCGGCGGCGGGGAUCCGCUGCGUGUGCGCUGGAUCGCAGCCACGUUCCCAUUCACGUCGCCCUCGUUUGAGGUCGAGGUGUGGUUCCGCGGCAAGUGGCUCGAGAUCCUCGGCUGCGGCGUCGUCAUGGAAAACACACUCACAAAGGCCGGCGUCAAUGCGGUCGGCGGCGGCGGCGAGAAGAAGAUGGGCUGGGCAUUUGGCUUGGGCCUGGAGCGGAUCGCAAUGGUGCUGUACAGCAUCCCGGACAUCCGACUGUUUUGGAGCCAGGAUCGACGUUUCCUCGACCAGUUUAUCGUCGACCCCGCGUCGGACCGGGGGAAGCGACAGGAAGGCUUCAGGGAUACCAUCGAUGGUGGCGGUGGCGGUGGCAAAGACGAAACGGGCGUCUCUGCAGCUGGCGGUGCCCAAUCCCCGACAAGGACACCGCGACGGAAACUGGUGACCUUCAAGCCGUACAGCAAGUACCCGCCGUGCUACAAGGACGUCUCCUUCUGGCUUCCCUCGUCGUCGUCCUCGGCAUGCUCUCAAGGGUCGACCGCAACCACGAUCACGGGGGGUACGCGGUUCCACGAGAAUGAUUUCUACGAAAUCGUACGCGAUACGGUAGCCGAUCUGGCCGAGGACGUGGUCAAGAUUGACGAAUUCACCCAUCCAAAGACGGGCCGCGCCAGUCUAUGCUACCGCAUCAAUUACCGUUCCAUGGAUCGGUCACUCGAAAACGAACAAGUCAAUGCGCUCCAUGCCAAAGUCGUACAGCGUCUCGUCGACGAGAUGCACCUCGAGAUUCGAUAA